Molecule: messenger RNA, 1209 nt
Organism: Hippocampus comes (tiger tail seahorse)
Lineage: Eukaryota; Metazoa; Chordata; Actinopteri; Syngnathiformes; Syngnathidae
Gene: cebpd
Product: CCAAT enhancer binding protein delta
Exons: 1
Coding region: 141-989 (282 amino acids)
Biological process (GO): DNA-templated transcription; regulation of cell differentiation; regulation of transcription by RNA polymerase II
Molecular function (GO): RNA polymerase II cis-regulatory region sequence-specific DNA binding; DNA-binding transcription factor activity, RNA polymerase II-specific
Source: RefSeq, a predicted model, not a curated record
GCGCCAAAGUUAGCGACGAGUCAGAAGCGUCAACUUGACAAGGCGUGAAAAAGCGUUGACAGUCAGCGAUCAAGGAUCAGGAAGUGAACUCGGACCAGCAACACACUCAACCGCCCCGCGUGGACAAGCCAGCAGAGUUCAUGUGUGACAUAUACAGCUUUGACCCUCACGGCGUGUCUCCACCAUGCAACAUGAGUUGGGCGAUGGAGCCCGCUAACUUCUACGAGAGCGCCAAGCUGGGGGGUCCGCCGAUAGGCCCGUGCAAGCCGGCCAUCCGGGCGGAGGAGGGGGCCACCAUGGCGGAGCUCACCGCCCCGGCCAUGUACGACGACGAGAGCGCCAUCGACUUCAGCCAGUACAUCGAGUCCAUGACGUCCGUGCCCAACCUGGAGCUGUGCAACGACGAGCUCUUUCUCGACCUCUUCAACACGGUCAAGCAGGAGAAGGCGGAGCUGUACGCCGCACAGGGCGCAGUGCUGCCCGGCUGCGCGGUCCCAUACGGCUUCGAGCGGAGAUCGGACUCGGUUCAGCUCGACAAGGGUCCUUUCGGGGCGCCCAUCAAGCAAGAGUCUGACUGGAGCGACAGCGAUAUGUCGUCUUCGCUGCCGUGUCAGAUCGAAACCUGCGCGCAGACUUCGGUCAGCCUCCCCACAGGGCAGCCGACGCCGCCCACCACGCCGGAGCCCGUCUCGGCCAAGGGCUCGCCGCGCAAGUCCGUCCGGGAGAAGACGAAGAAGGCGGUGGACAGGUUCAGCAUGGAGUACCGACAACGGCGCGAGAGGAAUAACAUCGCCGUGCGGAAGAGCAGGGACAAGGCCAAGAUGCGCAAUUUAGAGAUGCAGCAGAAGCUGAUCGAGUUGAGCUCCGAGAACGACAGACUGCACAAAACCAUCGAGCAACUCACCAGGGAGCUUGGGGGCCUUCGAGAGUUCUUCAAGCAGAUGCCCGGCGCCUCUUUUGCGGGGAGCGUCAGCACGGAGGCUCGGUGACCGGGUGACGCCUCCACGUGUCUCCUUGAGCCCUCUUUUUACGAAUGAACUUUUUUUUUUUUUUUUGAAGACAUACCUCAGAGACAACUUGUUUACCAUCUGUACCAGAUGUAUUUUAAGCUUACCAUAAUGGCACUGGAAAACAUAUGAUGUUGCUGCCAUAUUUUUGUGGGAUUCAUUUUUUUCUCCCUUUGUAUUAUUAAAUUAUUUUACCACUGCA